UGGAAGACGAAGAGGCCAAGAUGGCGGAAGCAGAGGCAAACAGAAGUUCGUCGUUGGGCGCGCUGCUCAACGGCGUCGCCCAGCAAAUAUUUUACCGUAACAGCGACGUGACGGAGGAGAUGUUGAAAAGCCAACUUUACCCCGAGGCCACACAGCAACACUUUAAGGCUUUGUACGACAAAAUGAAGGCGCUGCUUAUGUCCAUGGCCACGGCUGACAUGGACCACGCCCAGCUGGAGGCCUUCCUCACAGCCCAGACCCGCAAGCAAGGGGCUGGCGGCGUCACCCCAGAGCAGGCCGCCGCCCUGGCCCGCUUCUGGAAGGCCCAGCGCGGACGUGUCCACGAAAGCCUUCUUCUUGCGCAAAGCCGCUGGGAGCCCACGCUCAGGGGCCUGUCAUGGAGGGUGGACCUCCAGACGGCGGUGGGUCGCGGGGGGCCGCCCCCCAGCGGUCCUGUCGCUCUGCUGGAGCUGGAGCUGGGCGGCGGCGGCGGCAAGGAGCCGGACUUUGUGUGUCUGGAGAUGAACGACCACAGCAUACGGCACAUGCUGAAAAAGAUGGCUGACAUCCAGGCCGCCGUUGAAGGUGUCGUUCAGGGCACUUGACGCACGGAGACAGAAGGUCAGAGAAAUGACCACCGGGCCAACUCUUCCCUUCGUCAAUAUAUAUUUUUUUGACUAUGGGAUGUUUGGCACCACUUUUUUUCAGAGUGAUACAUACCGGUUUGAGUACUUACUUUUUAGUACUUACCGAUACGUAGUACUGAACUGAACAUGAUAGAUUGUGAACAAAGACCUUUCUUUUCUGAUGAUUUGCCGAUGUGUCAAACCGCCGCAGUGUAGCGCCAACUACUGGCGAGGAGGACGUCCUUGAUGUCAUAUAUUUUUGCCUUAAGUAUCGGUUGCUGGUAUCGCCAGUAUGAGUACCCGGUACUUUGAAAUAAGGCUGGUACGAUACCUGGUAUCGGUACUUGCCCAUACCUAGUUGACUGUGUUUAUUUUCUGUCCAUAUCCAAAAUGACUCCCACACACGUUCAAAUCCAACAUGGCUGCUGCGUAUGCCAACAUGGUUGCCACUCGGAGACAUCCCGUGCGACACUGCGGCUCCACAUUGGCCUUUACGUGCUUUUU
Molecule: messenger RNA, 1130 nt
Organism: Phycodurus eques (leafy seadragon)
Lineage: Eukaryota; Metazoa; Chordata; Actinopteri; Syngnathiformes; Syngnathidae
Gene: commd1
Product: copper metabolism (Murr1) domain containing 1
Exons: 3
Coding region: 21-605 (194 amino acids)
Biological process (GO): negative regulation of sodium ion transmembrane transport; copper ion homeostasis; negative regulation of protein localization to cell surface
Cellular component (GO): endosome
Source: RefSeq, a predicted model, not a curated record